AUGACGACUGCGCGCAUCUUCAACGAGGGCCACAUCGCCACGGGCAGCUUCUCGUACAACCAUCCUCUGUUCGAGAAGGAGGCGGCAGCUUUCAACGACAUCAAAGUCGACGGGAAACCGGUGUGGCAGAAACAACCACCCGGCCCCUCUACACUGCACAACAGUGUCGUCAUCAACGACCGCUUCCCUUCGCUGGCCCCGUUCUUGGGACCGGUGGAGAAGAAGUUGUGCAAGCCGAGACCCACGACCGACCGCUUGUUCCUCAAGCAGAGGGCGCAACAGUACACGACGUCCGGUCGGAGACACCGCGACGGCAAGAACGGGCCGUGGCGGAUGUGCGUCACCAUCCACGACCCGGCCGCACCCCCACACGCCAAGCAGCUGGAGAUUGGGUUGGCGGACGGCAGCAAGGCGAAGGGUGACGGCGCCGUCAACCCGUUCCAGACCAAAGCUGACGGUACACCGGACUCUCGCCGCUUCGACUGCCCGUCGGGGUCGUACCACCUCAUGGACGAGGUGGCCACCGGCACCGUUUCUCACGCGUCCCACAAGGAAUCGUGGACGACGAGAGCAAGCGGGUCUUCCUGCGACAGGAGCGGCACUGGCAGUGUGGAAACUGCAGAUGCAAGCCCCCGGAGAGUGCCACGAUGA
This is a messenger RNA of Ectocarpus sp. CCAP 1310/34, 651 nucleotides long. NCBI's taxonomy places the organism in Eukaryota, Phaeophyceae, Ectocarpales, Ectocarpaceae. The record is from the annotation of a GenBank genome assembly.